Acanthocheilonema viteae is the source of this 477-nucleotide messenger RNA. The record is from the annotation of a GenBank genome assembly. NCBI's taxonomy places the organism in Eukaryota, Metazoa, Nematoda, Chromadorea, Rhabditida, Onchocercidae.
AUGACACCGUGUAUAGCUGGAAGCAACGUUCCAAAGGAACAAAACAUGUCUGACUUUUGGGAUGAUCGUGAAUUUACCUUAGCGGGAAGGGUGGUGGAAGAGAAAAGUGCAGGAGAGUUGGAGGGAGUGGUUGUCAUACCCAAAUGUACAAAGCUAUUCGUGUCCUCGAUGAGGAGGGUAGCGGGAAGAUUGUUGUGGCGAAUGAAGUAUUGUUUGUCAAGCAUUAUUGCUGCAACAAUAGCAACAACAACAACAGUAGCAACGACAACAACAACAAUAGCAACAACAACUUGUGCUGCCGCUGCUAUUGGCGCUGCUGCAACUGCAACAAUUACAGGAACCGUUUAUGUUGCGCCUCUUCAUGUAUCAUCAUCAUUUUCAUCAUUCUUUAUUGUCUUACCGCUCAUAACCACAAUUCUUCUAAUUGUUCCCGAACAAGCUCAUUCAACAGCGACAGUUACCGAACAUCGAUGUUAG